AUGAUCGUUACAGUUAAACACAAUUACCGCGAAAUUCUCUACCUCCGAGGGUAUUUGGUCAACUGGAGUAUUGUCAUUGGACAGGAGGCGGGGAGCGAAGCGGGAAACGAGGGGCUUCAGAACAGGGAGGCAGGCACAGGUUAUGCUCAUAUUGAGCUCAAUGGCGGACCAGUAGCCCGAUGA
This is a messenger RNA of Histoplasma mississippiense, 183 nucleotides long. RefSeq lists its product with no specific name. Lineage: Eukaryota; Fungi; Ascomycota; Eurotiomycetes; Onygenales; Ajellomycetaceae. The transcript has a single exon. The coding region runs from base 1 to 183 and encodes 60 amino acids. The record is from RefSeq and is a predicted model, not a curated record.